Messenger RNA from Rhinichthys klamathensis goyatoka, 2405 nucleotides. Its product is annotated as immunoglobulin superfamily DCC subclass member 3. The coding region runs from base 15 to 2405 and encodes 796 amino acids. The record is from RefSeq and is a predicted model, not a curated record. NCBI's taxonomy places the organism in Eukaryota, Metazoa, Chordata, Actinopteri, Cypriniformes, Leuciscidae. The transcript has 14 exons. Gene Ontology annotation, cellular component: axon; plasma membrane. Gene Ontology annotation, molecular function: protein binding. Gene Ontology annotation, biological process: axon guidance; cell-cell adhesion.
UAUUGUGGUUCUGGAUGAGGAAUAUUCGCGUUUGCUUUGCUGUGUCAGAGGAUGAAACUCCUGCAGGAAUGAAGGCGAGGGUCUCAGUCGUGCUCCUGCUCUACACACUCUCAGGUUUGGGCGGAGCUUCAGAAUUGGCGUUCAUCACAGAACCCAGUGAUGUCAUCGCCGUGAGGGACCGCCCCCUCAUGCUGGACUGUCAGGUGGAGGGGGAGGGGCCUAUCACGGUCACAUGGCGACGGAACGGCGUUCCCGUAUCUCCCGGAGCGCGAGCAGCGGUUCUGGAUAACGGGACGCUCCUGAUCCGAAACUUCCAGAAGCGGCGUGACGGCGGCGAGAGCGACGCGGGCGAGUACGAGUGCGCGGCGCAGAACCGAUACGGGCUCCUCAUCAGCCGCAAGGCACACGUCCAGCUGGCCUCGCUGCCGAAGUUCCACACACACCCGGAGUCCAUGACCGUGGACGAGGGCGGCGUCGCCCGGUUUCACUGCGCGGUCAGCGGCGUCCCGGAGGCCAACAUCACCUGGGAACGGAACAGAACGACUCUCAACGCCGAUGAUAACAGGUACACACUCCUGCCCAACGGUAUCCUGCACAUCACAGCAGUGCGUCGGGCCGACAGCGGCGGUUACCGUUGCGUCGCUAAAAACAUCGCAAACACUCGCUACAGUCACGAGGCCCAGCUGUCAGUCACAGUUGCAGCGAAUCGUCUCUAUAAGGAGCCGGUGAUUCUCUCCGGGCCUCAGAAUCUCACUCUCAAUGUUCACCAGACGGCCAUCUUGGAGUGCAUCGCCACAGGGAACCCGCGGCCCAUCGUGUCCUGGAGCAGGCUGGACGGCCGCUCGAUCGGUGUGGAGGGCAUUCAGGUGUUGGGCAGUGGGAACCUCAUCAUCUCAGACGUGUCUCUGCAACACUCGGGUGUUUACGUCUGCUCCGCUAACAGACCCGGAACCAGAAUGAGGAGAACCGCACUGGGACGACUAGUGGUGCAAGCUCCUCCAGAGUUCCUGCAGUGGCCUCAGUCGGUGUCGAAGCCGGCGGGUUCGAGUGUCGUCUUCACCUGUCAGGCUCAAGGUGUUCCCGAUCCGCACCUCAUCUGGCUGAAGAACGGCAAGAUUCUCACGCCUGGAGAAAACGUCAAACUCACCAACAACAACAGUACUCUGGCUGUGACGCGCAUCACGGCUGAAGACGAGGCCAUCUAUCAGUGUAUCGCGGAGAACAGCGCAGGAACCAACCAGGCCAGCGCUCGCCUCGCCGUCUCCCAGUCCGCCCAGUUCCCAGAAGCCCCUCAGGACCUGACGGCCACACCACUGUCCACCAGUUCCCUGCGGAUCCGCUGGAAGCAGCCGGAGCCACGCGUCACAGACGGCAUCAUCGGAUACGUGCUGCAUAUACGCAAACUGGGCGAGCCGGACAGCAGCGAGCUUCAGGAAGCCGUGAGCAAAGACACGUUUCAGCACGACUUCACUAACCUGGAAGCCUCCACCACCUUCUCCAUCUACGUCAAAGCGUAUUCACCACUAGGAGCCAGUCAGCAGUCGAGAAGCGUCAUCGCCACCACACAUGGGGCCGUUCCCACAAUGCCGAGUUUCUUGACGAAGGUUCUGAACAGCACAGCGAUGCAGGUGUUCUGGGAUCUGCCCGCUAAAGCAGGGCGAGUGGAGGGGUAUAAACUGUCUCAUCGAAUGCUGCCGCAACAAGAGUUUGGACAUGAGGAGCGUUUUCCUGCACAGAUAAACACACACACCAUCUCUAACCUGGAAGCCGCAGCGGUGUAUGAGAUCCAGCUCAUUGCCUUUAAUGGGAAUGGUGACAGCAUCGGCAACAAGCGACUCGUCUCAUUGGCUGAGACUGAAAAGAGUGGGAAAGAUGCAGCAGGACAGAGUGUCUGUAACUGUCGUCAGGACAGCGAGAGCUCCAUCACAGGACUGGUGAUCGGGAUCCACAUCAGCAUGGCCUGCAUCAUCUUCUGCGCGCUCUUCCUGAUGUUCGGGUACCGGCACAGUUUCUUCUGUCAGAAAGGUUCUCCGGGUAACUGGAGUCUGUCAGGAGGUCAAAGCGCUGCUAAAGACGCCACGAUCCGCACGACUGACGCCAUCGAGCUCAUGCCACAGGCUGGGGUCGAGCGUCAGGCAGCGGCUCCUCAGUGUCAGGUGAUGAUCGAACCACAACCUCUCAGCCCGGCAGACACUGGCACUGGAACCGGAACUGGCACUGGAACUGGAACUGGAACUGGCACUGGCACUGGAACUAGAACCGGAACCGGAACCGGAACCGGCACUGGCACUGGAACAGACACUGGAACUGGCACUGGAACUGGCACUGGAACACACACUGGCACUGGAACUGGUACCGGAACUGGCACUGGCAUCGUAACUGGUACCGGAACUGGCACCGGAUGA